AUGGCUGCUCUCACGGCUUUCCUCACUCUGUCUGUCUGUCUACUUCUGCCUCAUCAAACAUUUGCUAAAAACGACGCACCCUGCCAGCGCUCCAAAUGGAACAAUGGUUACAGUACCUUCGUCAGACGCCACAUUCGCGAUGGCACUCCUACAUCUGUGGACCAGAAUGAGUGGGAAAAAUACAUCAGGAACAACGGGGGCUGUGACAGACCCACUCAAUCCUUCCUCCACCCAAAAGACCAGGACAGGGUGAAUGAAGUGUGCACAGAUAAAGGAGGGAAAAGAUUCAAGGAGAACCUGUGCAUCAGCAGGGAGCCUUUCACUUUUGUAACUGUAAGGAGCGAGCCGGGGACAUGUGGGAUCAGGAGCAUCCGGCAGGAAACUAAACAUCUGAUCCUGGCCUGUGAGGUGCUGAGCAAUCAGUGCCUGCCAGUCCACUUUGAGGGAAACCCUGAGAACUUCAAGCCAGACAACAACGCCAAAGGCUGCCAGGGCGGAGACCCUAAAGGUGACGCUCCCAGCACGAGAACAACCUGGCUCUGGCUGUUAUUGGCUCUGCUUGUGCUUGUUUUCAAUUUCAGAAACUAG
Xyrichtys novacula (pearly razorfish) is the source of this 588-nucleotide messenger RNA. NCBI's taxonomy places the organism in Eukaryota, Metazoa, Chordata, Actinopteri, Labriformes, Labridae. The record is from the annotation of a GenBank genome assembly.